Messenger RNA from Pseudophryne corroboree (corroboree frog), 3361 nucleotides. RefSeq names its product EGF domain specific O-linked N-acetylglucosamine transferase (gene EOGT). The coding region runs from base 457 to 2034 and encodes 525 amino acids. The transcript has 16 exons. Gene Ontology annotation, molecular function: protein O-acetylglucosaminyltransferase activity. Gene Ontology annotation, cellular component: endoplasmic reticulum lumen. The record is from RefSeq and is a predicted model, not a curated record. NCBI's taxonomy places the organism in Eukaryota, Metazoa, Chordata, Amphibia, Anura, Myobatrachidae.
CCCAGCCUGGCAGCUCCCGCCUCCCUGUCCCUUCCCCAGUACACCUACCCUGGCAGCUCCCGCCACCCUGUACACUCCCCGGGACUCCCAGCCUGGCAGCACCUCCCUGUCCCCUCCCCAGUACACCUACCCUGGCAGCUCCCGCCACCCUGUACACUCCCCGGGACUCCCAGCCUGGCAGCUCCCUGCCCCCACCCCUGGACUCGCUGCCCGGCAGUUCACGCCUCCCUGUCCCCUCCCCGGGACUCCCAGCCUGGCAGCACCUCCCUGUCCCUCCCCGGGACUCCCAGCCCGGCAGCUCCCCACCUCCCUAUCACCGCCCCUGGCUUCCGGCGGAGAGACCUCCCUCCCUCUGUCCGUCUCUCACCGACACCUAACAGAAUCCUGGGGUGAUGCGGCCGGACAGUGAGCCAGACCCGGGCAGAACAGCAGCAGCAGCAGAGCGUGGACUUUGCCAUGGUGCAUCCAGUCUAUGGAUUACUGCCACACAUUUUCCUCAUUGCCAUUCUAAAUAAGUCUGUGUCUGCUGUCGGCCAUGGCUCCCCACUGUCCUGUGAUUAUCGAAGGAUCAAUCUCCCAGCCAAUCACCUGCCAUACUACCUGCACAACAACCGACACGUGGCUGACGCCUGCCGACAAGACCCGCUCUGUCCUUUUGGAGAAUACCUGACGCAGCUAGACUCUUGCUGGGGUUAUGAAAAAUCUUGCAAGAAAGAGAAGAGCUUCAGUUACCCGAUAUGUGACAAGGUGGACUUUGGUUGGGCCAAAAACUUGGAAGGCGCUCAAGAAAUAUUUUGGAGGCAAGCGGACUUCGGUUAUGUGAAAGAGAGACUGGGUGAAACACAAAUGUUAUGCCGUCCUAAGGAGAAGGGAGAUUCCAUGUUGGCCUGUUCCACCAACCUCCAGCACUGCAGGGCAACCAACUUUUACCUGGACUUGAGAAAUCCUAAAAGAAGCAACGACAGAUUUAAGGAGGACUUCUUACGAGAAGGUGAGAUUGGAGGCCAUUGUGACCUUGACUCACAGAAGUUGCUGUCUCAAGGUCAACGUAAGAGCCCUCUACAGUCCUGGUUUGCAGAGCUGCAGAUAUACACCUCCUUAGCAUUCAGACCAGUAGAAGAUGGACACUGUGACCUUAUCAUAGAAAAACCAACUUAUUUUAUGAAGUUGGAUGCAGGUGUGAAUAUGUACCACCACUUUUGUGACUUUGUAAAUCUUUAUAUAACGCAACAUAUUAACAACUCUUUCAGCACGGACGUCCAUAUAGUCAUGUGGGACACUAGUGGCUAUGGUUAUGGUGAUCUGUUCGUGGAGACAUGGAAAGCUUUUACGGACCAUGAGGUCAUACACUUGAAAGCCUACGAUUCAAAAAGGGUCUGCUUUAAGGAUGUCGUGUUUGCACUCCUGCCCAGAAUGCGAUAUGGACUGUUUUACAACACACCGCUGAUCUCAAAUUGCCACGGCACCGGAUUAUUCCGAGCCUUUUCCCAACACGUGCUUUACCGGCUGAAUGUUUCCCAAGAGACUUUAAAGGAGGAAAAAAUUCGAGUCACCAUUCUCAUACGGAGCACAGAGUAUCGGAAAAUACUCAACUUGGACAAGCUGGUCCUUGCUCUGAAGAAUGUUCCGCUGUUUCAAGUGAAUGUUGUAGAUUACAAGUACAGAACCCUCGGAUUCCUUGAACAACUGAGGAUCACGCACAACUCUGACAUAUUUAUCGGGAUGCAUGGGGCCGGCCUGACGCACUCACUCUUCUUACCAGACUGGGCGGUGGUCUUUGAGCUGUACAAUUGUGAAGAUGAGCGGUGUUACUUAGAUUUGGCAAAGCUUAGAGGAGUUCACUAUGUCACCUGGGAGAAACCGGAUAAAGUCUUCCCUCAGGACAAGGGGCACCACCCGACUUUGGGAGAACACCCUAAAUUCACCAAUUACGCCUUUGAUGUGGAAGAGUUCAUGCGGCUGGUCACCUCCGCGGCAGAGUACGUGUCUCGUCAUCCUAAAUGGCCCUUUCGGAGACGCCGAGAUGAACUUUAAGAUCACUGUAGAGACUUCUUCUGUAGAGUUUUAUGAAACAGUAACUUAUUUAUUUAUUUUAUAUUUUUUAUUUUUUAAAGUCAUCACUGUUGGAAUAUGAGGUGUUGGUGGUAUUUCUGUUUACCUAUCAUGCCCUGUUUCCAUACGUCUCACUCUCGCCGGUUGGCCACAUGAAUUACUUUUUAGAUGUCUUGUUCACAACUAAAGAGCCCGUAUUGGAAAACCGGUCACUAUAAGCAUACAGCAGAACAUUCCAGCACUGACAGAAAUAUAAGCUAAUAAUAAUAAUAAUUUUAUUUAUAUAGCGCUCUUUCUCCAACAGGACUCAAGGCGCUUUACAGACAUCAAAAACAAUGCACAUAAUACAGAGGAUUUGAGUAAUACAGCAAUAGAUCAGCCACACAGACAUAAAAGAAAACCUUAAGCACACAGAAAGUAUAAUGAAGGAUUGGUGUAGGCAUUUUGGGUACUAUCUUCCAAGGGUUGUGUAUUCCACCCUCACAAGGUACCAGGUGCGGCAGCCAUCUUGGGCGCACAGCGUAGGAUUACCCAGGAUGGAAUAGUCCACCCCUAGAAGAGAUGACACAAAAUGGGGGUGAUUUCAGAGUCCUACAGUUCAGAGUAGGGUUCCAUCAAAACCAUCAGGCCUAUGUAUUUUUCAUCCCAUCCACAAGUGCACCAUAUGGGGCAGCCAUGUUGGGCGCACUUUGAAGGUUACACUGUAGGAGGUGAGCCAUACAAGGGCCAAGUGCAUAUAUGGGAAAACUGACACUUGUGUAGUAGCAUGAUGUACCCUGCAGGUAGGGCGCAAUGGCAGGGUGUGAUAUCAGUGGAGGUAACCAUUACAGGAAAAGCACACAGUUGGGUGGGAGAAAGGAAAAACAAACAAAAAAAGGGGGGGUGGAUAUAAAAUAGCAGGUAGCCAGUGGCAGAAGGAAUAUUGGGAUAACAUUAUUUUGAUAAGAUCAUAGUACGGGUGGGUAUGAGAAUGUGGGGGGCACACUCAGGAGCAAUGGGGAUGUCCCUGCUGAGCACCAGUCACCUGUGUGCAUUACAGGACCGAUACUGGUUUUGCAUUGCUAUUUAUUACUGCGUUUUGCUUAAAGAUGGUAAUUAAGGUCUGUAAACUAUUUAACACUGCUAGAAACGAGACUGUAGAAUAAUGCCUACAACUGUCAUCAUUUGCAGCCGGACAAUAGGAUUUUUCCAGCAACCACACUACAUAAUAUCGCUGGUCUCUAAUAUGAGGUAUGGUAAGAUGGUACUCUCCCCCAUAAUUCAUUAUUUUUUCCUGAUGUAGUGAGCACUAAUUAAAAAUAUUUUGUAA